CGUGAGCUAGCCGUAGUGAGGCUGAGCGCGCUGCGACUUUCCUUCAGCUGCAAUGUCAGACACACACUCCUGAGUAACCCUUUCUUUCACGCUCGUAGAGGGCUCUAUCUUUUCGUGCGCGACACCUUCGAUCCCGGAAACCACCCAUAAACCACCACGUCGACUGCGAUAUCGAACUUGCUCGGACCCAAUCGAUAGGGCUGAGCCGCGUAAACACAGCACCUCUCUGCCUGGUGUCCAUAACAACGCACCUCGGUCGCCUUCGAAAGGGCCACAGAAGCAAUCAUGCCGGUCGGGCGCAUAACACAGAGCUAUAUCCAGAAAUGCAAGAUUGGGUUGCACUUCUUACAGGUCAUCUUCAUUUUCGUAGCGGGAUGCCUUACGAUUGCUGUGAUGACGAAGGGUGACAUUGCUGGCCCAACAAAGUACUACUUUGCUAUGUGCUUCCUUAGCAUUCCAGCCAUCAUAUACCUCGUAAUGGUGCCCAUGUGGAGCCGAACUAAGAAAUUCGCAAACGCAUACGCUUUCCUUGGGGUCGACGUCAUCUACACAAUACUAUGGUUCGCAGCUUUCGUCGCAGUUGCGAUGUGGAACUCGACCGGUAUCAAACAGGGAGCAGAAGAACAGAAGAUUGACGCUGAUAAACGCAACUGCACUACGUUCAAGUACGGCAGCGAGACAAUGUGCAACAUCAGCAAGGGUGCUGUUGGCGUCGGCGUGAUGAUCUUUAUCUUCUUCAUCCUGACGAGUUGCAUCUCUGGCUACUACAUGCACAAAUUCAUUCGUGAAGGCGUCCUUCCCUACGAUUCCAAGAAAGAAAAUCCCUACUAUGCGACCGGCGAUAACAGCAAAGACAAUGCCUGGUCUACUGAGAUCGAGGCGCACGAGUCUGACGAUGACGACAGACGCACGGAGCGCGGUGGCAACCAGGAGGAAGACGAGUACGCACUCCUACACUCAACAGAGACAGACCAGGGCAGACAUCCGGGCCGGCCGCUGAGCUGGGGUGAGGAUAGAAACGGCGAGCCGUAUGACAGGCCGACAGGCUAUGCGGAUUUCAGGAACAGCACAAACGAGUAUGGCUCGGAUGCGCUGUCGCCUGGAGGGUAUACUCUGGGCGGUGGUUACGAAGAAUUCCGACGGGAGGCCGUCUCAAACAUGGACGCGAGUGUCGGUCCUGCUGGUGACAGGGCGCCAAGUCGCGCAUCGCAUGGAGGAACUGGCUACAGCUUUAGUGGGGCGACCAAGGUGUAAGUAAGGAUAUCGGCGCUGUCGUUCGUUUUGCAUCUGGAAUCAAUCUCGUGUCUUUUGCGCUUUAGCGAUAUCAGCAUCAAGCAUAGUUCUCUUGCUAUUGAGGGAUCGAUCUUGGCGUGUUUCUGAGCCAAUUCAUGGAACAUAUAUUUUAAGCAACACUACCUGCCUGAAGAGCAAUACCUGACUGGAGAUUCAUGUGAUUCGAACCGAUCGCUUCCUCCAAUGACUUAUGAUUUGAUAAUUAUUUCGCAAAUGCACAAUGUAGGUUCCUGAGAGGUGCAUGGCAGAUAUUCAUCGAGCAAUCAUCUGAUCAAUGACUGAGAGUGUGAUGGUUUGCCCUUGCAGACAGGUUUCCG
Messenger RNA from Boeremia exigua, 1610 nucleotides. RefSeq lists its product as uncharacterized. The coding region runs from base 286 to 1254 and encodes 322 amino acids. Gene Ontology annotation, cellular component: membrane. The record is from RefSeq and is a predicted model, not a curated record. The transcript is spliced from 5 exons. Lineage: Eukaryota; Fungi; Ascomycota; Dothideomycetes; Pleosporales; Didymellaceae.